CCACUUACAGAACCUCGCCUUUCGUAGGCUAUCGGGGCCGGCUGAAUGGCAUACUGUCCCGCCCUCGUUGACACCUAAGAGCUGCUGGCCUCCUACAUUCUAUCCCCUGCUUACGUGGUUGACUCACAGGCCCCUCUAAAGUGCUUAAGACUCGCUAUGGGAGGUCGUCUCGUCGCCCGAAAACGGGCGGAACAAGACAGGCUCCGCGAAAAGCGGAAUUUCAGCCACUGGGUAACCAAGGCUACGGAUAAAGUAGUUCUGAAGCCCAUCAAGCCGAAAACCGAGAACAGUUAUAACAGGAUGCUCGACGAAUGGGAUACGUUUAGCGCUCGGCGCCGUUGCACGACCCCCUUCGAUUUGAAGACGCUUAAACAAUUCUUGAAAUGGUACUGCGACGGACGGAAGGGUCGCAUCCCCGAUGACGGCGAGGACGACGGAGACGAGGCCGGCGGAACAGAGCCUCGAAUGACACAGGACUCUGUCUACACAUGUUGGAAGAGCUUCAUGUCAGCUUGGCAACGCCGAGAGACGACGUCCUUCCCGAAGCAUGUUCAGACCACGAUCGAAACUCUUAUCUACGGGGGCGACAAUAACUGGCUGAAUCUGAGAACAGUACAGCGUCCAGCUCGAAAUUUCACCCCCAUAGACUUCAGAGUUUGCGUUGGUCAGCUUUGGGGAAAUGACUGGCACGACUUCUACUGUGAAUCAUACCGCGUCCGUCUUCACCUGAUGCAGCUCCUACACGCGAAUACAUCUGCUCGAACCGCGGAAUACGUAAUGAACCUGAGAUAUCUUGAUACCGCUAUCUACCAAGUAUGGUUUGAAGAUAAAUCGCAACCACAGAUUGUAAUCGAUCUCUGUCGCAAACAUACUAAGGGACUUGCCAACCUCCCGCGCAAACAACCAGAGCAUCUCUUGUACGAACUGGUUGACCAACCGUUUUACUAUAAUACGGUGUUAUUCUUCGUGAGCCCCAUCCUCGCGCUUGGCGGCCUACGUGACUUCAAAACGUGGCAAGAUAUCUGUGCUAUACAAAAGCCAGGUGGCCGUGAAUCGGUUCCGUUGCACUACAAGGAGGAUUUCCUGAAUAGGCCGGUCUUCCCGAGAUCUGCGUCCCCAUGGGAACCGGCGACAUCGAUGGUCAACGCUCUAGGUCACUUGGGAGAACGAGCAGGCUUCCGCGACAGACCGACGCCGGGUGCGAUCCGUCGUGAAGGGCUACUAAAAGUUGAUAUGCACGGUUAUUCCAUCAACGAGAGGAUGAGACACGCCGACCACAUCAACCCCAACACGUACGGGGGUUACUAUCAAAGUGGCAUCUCCACGGUGGAUGGUCAGGCUACAUUCUUCGGCCUGGAGAAACAGGGAACGAAACUUCACGAAAUGUUCCGUGGCUUCUCGAUUCACCGAAUCCACAAUUAUAACCCCAAACUCCCACAGAAUUUACAUGCCAAACUAGACCGUCACGUCUCGGAAACUAUGAAGGAUCCUGCGUUCCGUGAAGAGUCAUCUGGCCCAGGACUUGGUCAAAAACUUUAUGACAAGAAACGACAGCAUAAGGCGAGCCUUCUCCAACGACAGCGGCUGUCAUUCUUUGAUGAUUGGACGUCACCCUACCCAAAGCUACCUUAUGAAUCUGAUUUCCAACAAACUAGGAAGCUUAUGCCUGAACGUGAUCAACUGGCAUCCACGUUGUUUAUGUCCGGUUCAUUGCGCGAUAUCAAUGGGUGCCGCGUUAUACAAGACCUCGUGGCUCUAUGCUCAUCACAAAACUCUGAUACAUUCUGUUAUAAUCUCAACGGAUCCCGAACCGAAUGCCUUACCUGUGGUCUGGCCAGACCCAGCAGCAACCACAACUGGUGGUAUCACUUGUACAGUUGUCGGAAGAAACAAAGCGCAGGCGAUGGACGCUUCUCUGAAUUCUGUUUCCUAUGCUUCCUGUGGCUCGAAGACACGGAAUCUUGGCACAACCACGCCUAUCACCACCUCGAACGCGUGGCAACUCUGCCGCUGAGAUGUAACCUCACGAUCUUUCGUGGGAACGUUAUCCGGCCCGCCCUCUGCCCGAACUGUCUAGGAAAUGAUAUCCUCCCGCCCACAGAGAGGAUGCGUCAAUUUCUUAAUGUCACCGAGUGGAAAGCACAUGUUCAGAGGUGUUACCCACGGCAAGGGGCACCAUUUGAAUGCAGACACCCCCGUUGCCGUGAGGUAUCGGCUUUCGACCAAAACAGACUAUUUGUUGAGCAUCGUGCCGACCUCCACCAGACUCCGUCGCCUGAAAAUGAUGAGGCAGGGAGACUGGAGUACGCCGAUAAGCCACCCUACCAAGCUAAACUGUCAGCCGCCAUCGAUGGUGGGCAUCCUAUUCGACGCUUGGAAGGUAGGUGUGGCGGCGACGGUUUCGUGAUCUAUUCAUCCAUGUCCAUGAAAGCGAAGAUUGAGAAUCGGCGCACCGGGAAGCCACGCAAUCCCUCUGAGAUCCCAGAGCGGACAGUGGUGGUCUCAAGCGCAUCAUCUCAACUUCACUGUUCUCAGUCGGGAGCUACGGAAGUAUCCAACACUGACCAAGCGUCACCUGCUCUUAUCAAUCGUACCGAAAAAGGAGCAAAUGACAAUGUACAACCACCGGCCUAUUCGAAAGCCUGGAUAAACGAUGUUCAGGCUCCGGGGAGUGACGAGGACCGAGACAGCGCUGACUCAACUCCGGGACGGUCACUAGCCCGCUUGUUUAGACAAGAUAUAUCACUCCUCGACGCCAAAAGCAUUGAUGUGCGGGGAGGCAAACGGCUGUUUCUGGCAGCGGAUGCUGACCAACAAGGCACACGAAAAAAGAGGAAAUGCAAUAUAACGAUCGAGAUUCCACCUCGACCGACUGAUUGGUGGGUUUGGGAAAAGCUUGUUUCUCCGACAGAGAAUCGAGGAUCGAUGACGUCUUCAAGCCGUCGAGAUCCAACCCGAAAAGCGACCCCGAGGAAGACCGAAGGCGCCAACCAAAAUGAAAGGCUGAAGCGACCACGCGGUAGACCGCAAGGGUCUCGCAAUAAGAAUAGACGCUCCAACUAGUAUAGCUAAUGUGAUUACGUAUAUUCGGA
This is a messenger RNA of Exophiala oligosperma, 3092 nucleotides long. RefSeq lists its product as uncharacterized. The transcript has 6 exons. The coding region runs from base 157 to 3063 and encodes 968 amino acids. The record is from RefSeq and is a predicted model, not a curated record. NCBI's taxonomy places the organism in Eukaryota, Fungi, Ascomycota, Eurotiomycetes, Chaetothyriales, Herpotrichiellaceae.